Molecule: messenger RNA, 1875 nt
Organism: Sclerotinia sclerotiorum 1980 UF-70
Lineage: Eukaryota; Fungi; Ascomycota; Leotiomycetes; Helotiales; Sclerotiniaceae
Exons: 6
Coding region: 1-1875 (624 amino acids)
Biological process (GO): iron ion transmembrane transport
Cellular component (GO): membrane
Molecular function (GO): iron ion transmembrane transporter activity
Source: RefSeq, a predicted model, not a curated record
AUGCGCGGGCUUGGGGAGGGAUAUGGAGGUGGUGGUGGUGGUGAAGGGUCUGAAGGUGAGGCUUUGAGGUUGGAUUUUGAGGAUGAGGGUGAGGGGGAAGUUGAGGGGUUGAAAAUGGGGAUGGAAAUGGGGAGGAAAAAUUCAGAUUUUGUUCUAAAUCGUGAUGAUAUGAUGGAUAGGAAUGGAAUCGAAACUGGAGAGGUCCAAAAUGAAUCCCAUUCGGACGAUGGACUUGGUGAAGAAGAAGAAGACGCUUUAAUAUCCAAUGCGCAGGAGGAAACACACACGGAGAUGGAGAGGAAUAUGAAUACAAAUAUGGAAAUGGAAAGAGAGAUGAAUAAAGCACAAGCUUGGAAUCUUUAUCUAAGUCAUUUCUUAUCAACAUGGAAUGGGAGGAGUUAUGAAUUUGCUGCUAUUAUCUUCACUGCAAAUGCCUGGCCUGAUACUCUGUUUGCUGCUUCUAUACGAGGUAUUGUGAGAACUUUAGCAUCGAUUUGUUUCUCUUCGAGUGUAGGAAGAUGGGUUGAUAAAAGUCCGGAUCGAUUAAAGACACUUUUGACUACGAUUAAUAUUAAUAGAAUUGCAGUAAUCUGCGCUUCUAUAUUGUGGUUUUUUGUUGUAGAAUCAGAGAGUAGUAGCGAUGUCGAUGAGGGUAUGUCACCUGGGCUUACAACAGAGAACAUGACUGUUAGAAAUACAGUCAAGAUUUCUAUGUUCGCGCUAAUUCUCGGUUUUGGAAUUCUUGAAGGUUUAAGCGCUAAUGGGAAUAUGUUAUCAAUGGAAAGGGAUUGGGUGGUUGUUGCUGCUGCUCCGGAAGGAAGAGGAUAUGAUCUUACUCAUCUAAACUCUACCAUGAGGAGAAUCGAUUUAAGUUGUAGACUUCUCGCGCCGAUAUUAAUCUCCUUCUUGAUCUCGGUAUUAGGAAUCAAAAUUGGUGUGAUGCUUAUGCGGAAAGAUGUUAGAUAUGAUGAAAUAAUUGCAGAUUUUCAAGUACGGAGUUUGAUGGAAAAGAUCGCUCGAGGUGUUAGAUUUUAUAGGGAAGAUUUCCAAAAUUACUUUUCGUCAAAAGUAUGGAUUCCUUCGUUAUCUCUUUCUUUACUUCAUCUUUCGGCACUUUCAUAUGGAGCGACAUUUAUUACUUUUUUGUUGAAUGUGGGAUUCUCGUUGGAUCUUAUCACAUUGGCAAGAGCAAUAGGGAGUGUAUUUGAAAUUAGUAGUACGAUUGUGACUCCUGUUGGAGUUCGACAUUUGUCAAAGGCUCAUGGACGUGGUCGAUUUGAUCGUUUAUAUCGAUCAGAUGAUUCUGAUGAAUCUUUAUUGGAAGGAGAGCAUGAGAUUGAUGAAUCGGGAAGAGUUGCAACUGGAUUGGAACGAUUAGGUCUUUGGGGUCUUUCAUGGCAACUUAUCAAUCUCAUACCUGUUACAUUAAUCCUCUGGACACUAUCUUCCAUCAUUCCCACCAAUUCUACUCCUACCCUACUACCUCGGACCAUCCCAUCAACAAACUCCAUACUUCUCCCCCUCCUUCUCUUCACCACCCUCUCCUUUUCCCGUCUCGGUCUCUGGAUCUUCGACCUCACUACUCAACAACUAACUCAGACACUCGUAACUCCUACUCAACGCUCCUCAUUUACCGGGUGCGAAUAUUCUCUCGUUGCUUUCUUCGAAUUGGGUAAUAAUGUCAUGGCGAUGAUUUGGUCAAGACCAGAACAAUUUAAAUGGCUGGCUUUUGUGAGUUUAGGUGCUGUGGGUUUGAGUGCUGUGUUGUAUGCUGCUUGGGUGAGGAGUGUGAGGGGUCAUUUAGUUCAUUGGGAAUUUCCAAAGUUGUUCGGCAAGACAUUCAGCAUCACAUUCGUACUACUUAUCUUUAUUUGA